UGUUGUCUCUUCUGACAUCUUGCGAUUGAGAUACCUGAGAACAGGUUCAGUAAGAAUCCAAGUUCCUGAAGAAGACACUUACGAAUGUGUUGAAAUAAGAAGCUGUAAACAUUUUUUUCUUUUUUUUCUGUCGUCUAUACUGCAUAAGAAACCAUAAUCUGAAGCGCUUCUCAGACACUCGCCCAGAUGUAUGAAGUCUGCAAAGCUCGCUGUCCAAACUGACCGUUUCUUAGUAAGUGAAGAAAAAUCACUUUCUCUGUAAAAUUCCCAGCAGGAACAUUUUAUUAUGGACAGCUUCUUCUGGAUGUAUAUCCAGGGAGAUUAAUGCCUAGAGUUGGAAGGUAUUUAGUAUACACUGAAAAGUUGGCUUUCCCUCAGUUUCUCCAGAUGUAUUGUCUCCCCUGUAUACUGGGAACACGCACAACUGCGUAAACUACAGAUGCAGCCAUGGAGCUGUAUGAACUUCUGAGCCAUAUGAGAAGUAUUGUUGAGCGUUGGUAUCAGACACCGCUUCAUGAUGUCAGCUGAACUGUGAUUGUGUUAUGCUAAUCAUAAUAAAGCAUACAAAUGGAGUGACACCCUUCCUGAGAAGAGGCUGUUAAGUUUUAUGAGAAAGGUUAACUGAUUACCAUAACCUCUGUCAAGUUCUGUGCAGAAGAUAUUUUUUUUCUGCGCAAGAUGAAUGCAUAUCUCCCUGCUCUGAGAUGUUGAAGGUGUACCACUGCUUAUGACAAAUCCAAGAGAAGAAGCUUUAUAAAAUGGCUCAAACCAGCUUGCUGCAGGGAAAGCAGUUUUACUGUAGGGAGUGGGUUUUCCACAAGCUUCAGCACUGCCUCCAGGAGAAAGCUAACUGCAGCAGCAGUGCUGCCAACAAACCAUCUCUUGUAGUGAAUUCUGGGAAUAAUACCGGUGUUGUCUCUGGGAAAGGAGCUGCCUGGGGUGUAUUGUUGGUAGGAGGGCCCGGUAGUGGGAAGACGGCCCUCUGUACUGAGUUACUGUGGCCAAGCUCACCUGCAAACCUGCAAAGAGGCUUACAUCGUCAAGCUCUAGCCUUCCAUUUCUGCAGGGCCCAAGACUCUGACACGCUGUGUGUUGGAGGGUUUAUUAGAGGUUUAGUUACACAAAUCUGCCGCAGUGGACUGAUCCAGGGAUAUGAGGACAAACUAAGAGAUCCUGCUAUUCAAAGUCUCUUGCAACCCGGGGAAUGUGAGAGGAACCCUGCUGAAGCAUUUAAAAGGUGCAUUCUGCUCCCUCUCUUGGGAAUGAAGCCCCCUCAGCAGAGCCUCUUCCUGCUCGUAGAUUCAGUUGAUGAGGGCUGUAACGUUUCCGAGGGUGAACAGACUUCUACAAGUUUAUCUGGAACAAUAGCGGAGCUUUUAGCUGGCCACUUUGAGUUCUUCCCUCCCUGGCUGCUCCUCCUGUGUUCUGCCCGCAAGCAGAGUAAAGCUGUUACAAAAAUGUUUACAGGUUUUCGAAAAAUAAGUCUGGAUGAUCUACGAAAGGCUUAUAUUGUGAAAGAUGUGCAACAAUAUAUUCUGCAUCGUUUAGAUCAGGAAGAAGCACUGAGACAACAUCUCACAAAAGAAACUGCAGAAAUGCUGAAUCAGCUUCACAUCAAAAGCAGUGGGUGCUUUUUGUAUCUGGAACGUGUCCUAGAUGGAGUUGUGGAGAAUUUUAUCAUGUUACGAGAGAUCCGUGAUAUUCCAGGAACAUUAAAUGGCCUAUACCUUUGGCUCUGUCAGAGACUUUUUGUGAGAAAACAAUUUGCAAAGGUCCAGCCUAUUCUUAAUGUAAUUCUUGCAGCCUGUAGGCCAUUAACCACAACGGAAUUGUAUCAUGCAGUGUGGACCAAAAAUAUGACAUUGACCAUGGAAGACUUUCAACGCAAAUUGGAUGUCCUGUCAAAAGUCCUUAUUGAUGGACUUGGAAAUACAAAAAUCUUGUUUCAUUACAGUUUUGCAGAGUGGUUGCUAGAUGUAAAGCACUGUACGCAGAAAUACUUGUGUAACGCAGCAGAGGGGCACAGAAUGCUGGCAAUGAGUUACACUUGCCGAGCAAAGGAUUUAACACCAUUAGAGGCUCAGGAGUUUGCAUUGCAUCUAAUUAAUUCAAAUUUACAGUUAGAGACUUCAGAGCUGGCUUUAUGGAUGAUAUGGAAUGGCACACCUGUUAAAGACUCCUUGUCAACCUUAAUUCCUAAAGAACAAGAAGUAUUACAGCUACUGGUAAAAGCUGGUGCUCACGUCAACAGUGAAGAUGACCGCACGUCUUGCAUUGUUCGGCAGGCUCUGGAGAGAGAAGAUUCCAUUCGCACCUUGUUAGACAACGGAGCAUCAGUAAACCAGUGCGAUUCCAAUGGGAGAACGCUCUUGGCCAAUGCGGCGUACAGCGGCAACCUCGACGUCGUUAACUUACUGGUUUCAAGGGGAGCAGAUUUAGAGAUAGAAGAUGCUCAUGGGCAAACAGCACUUACCUUAGCUGCUCGGCAGGGACAUACCAAGGUUGUCAAUUGCUUGAUCGGUUGUGGGGCUAACGUUAAUCACACUGAUCACGAUGGCUGGACGGCAUUGCGAUCUGCAGCGUGGGGUGGGCACACAGAGGUGGUUUCUGCGCUCCUUUAUGCUGGAGUCAAAGUGGACUGUGCAGAUGCUGAUAGUCGAACAGCGCUGAGAGCAGCAGCUUGGGGAGGACAUGAAGAUAUUGUGCUGAAUCUGCUUCAACAUGGUGCUGAAGUUAAUAAAGCUGAUAAUGAGGGCAGAACAGCUUUGAUUGCAGCUGCAUACAUGGGACAUAAAGAGAUUGUGGAGCACCUGCUGGACCAUGGUGCAGAGGUAAACCAUGAGGAUGUGGAUGGAAGGACUGCGCUGUCUGUUGCUGCGCUUUGUGUACCAGCCAGUAAGGGACAUGCCUCAGUGGUCAGUCUUCUAAUUGACCGUGGUGCUGAAGUUGACCAUUGCGAUAAAGACGGCAUGACUCCACUGCUGGUAGCUGCUUAUGAAGGACAUGUAGAUGUUGUUGACCUACUUCUGGAAGGAGGAGCUGAUGUUGAUCACACAGACAACAAUGGUCGUACGCCACUUCUGGCAGCAGCCUCCAUGGGCCACGCUUCAGUUGUAAAUACUCUCUUAUUUUGGGGUGCAGCUGUUGAUAGCAUUGAUAGUGAAGGCAGAACAGUUCUGAGCAUAGCCUCUGCACAAGGCAACGUUGAAGUAGUACGGACUCUGCUGGACAGGGGGCUAGAUGAAAAUCAUAGAGAUGAUGCGGGCUGGACACCUUUGCAUAUGGCAGCUUUUGAAGGUCACAGGUUGAUCUGUGAAGCUCUUAUAGAACAAGGUGCUAGAACAAAUGAAAUUGAUAAUGAUGGCCGUAUACCUUUCAUAUUAGCUGCACAAGAAGGUCACUAUGAUUGUGUGCAGAUAUUACUGGAAAAUAAAUCCAACGUUGAUCAGAGAGGCUAUGAUGGGAGAAACGCUCUCCGGGUUGCUGCUUUAGAAGGUCACAGAGAUAUAGUUGAACUGCUGCUCAGCCAUGGAGCAGAUGUAAACUACAAAGACGCUGAUGGCCGGCCAACACUUUAUAUCUUAGCAUUAGAAAACCAGCUUACGAUGGCUGAGUAUUUUUUAGAAAAUGGUGCAAACGUAGAAGCAAGUGAUGCUGAAGGAAGAACAGCGCUCCAUGUUUCCUGCUGGCAGGGCCAUUUGGAGAUGGUACAGGUGCUGAUAACAUACCAUGCUGAUGUGAAUGCUGCAGAUAAUGAGAAGAGAUCUGCUUUGCAGUCUGCUGCAUGGCAAGGUCAUGUGAAGGUAGUGCAGCUUCUCAUUGAGCAUGGAGCUCUGGUUGACCAUACAUGUAAUCAAGGUGCUACUGGACUCUGUAUUGCAGCCCAAGAAGGGCACAUUGACGUUGUCCAGAUAUUACUGGAGCAUGGUGCUGAUCCAAAUCAUGCCGACCAGUUUGGACGCACUGCUAUGCGUGUUGCAGCUAAAAAUGGACACUCUCAGAUUAUUAAAUUACUGGAAAAAUAUGGUGCAUCUACUCUGAAUGGUUGCACUCCAUCUCCAGUCCACACAAUGGAGCAAAAACCCUUACAGUCAGUCUCCUCUAAAAUGCAGUCAUUAACGAUGAAGUCAAAUAGUUCAGGGAGUACUGGCGGAGAUAUGCAGCCUAGUAUGCGUGGCUUAUCUAAUGGGCCUGCUCAUGCCUUCAGUUCUCCUUCAGAGUCGCCUGAUUCUACGGUUGACCGUCAGAAGUCAUCUUUAUCAAAUAAUUCCCUGAAAAGUUCCAAAAAUUCUUCUCUCCGCACCACGUCAUCUACCGCGACUGCUCAGACAGUGCCCAUUGAUAGUUUCCACAGCCUGUCGUUCACAGAGCAAAUACAGCAGCAUUCCCUGCCACGCAGCAGAAGUAGGCAGUCGAUUGUUUCUCCCUCUUCCACAACUCAUUCCCUAAGUCAAAAUCAUAAUUCACCAAGUAGUGAAUUUGAAUGGAGCCAAGUAAAACCUAGUUUGAAAUCAGCUAAAGCUAACAAAGGGGGGAAAACGGACAACUCCAGCAAAUCUGGGUCAGCUGGGAAAAAAAUAAAACAAAGUAGUUCCUCCCAACCAAAAGUGUUGGAGUAUGAAAUGACUCAGUUUGAUAAACGAGUACCUAUUGCCAAAUCUGGGACAAGCGUGCCACUGAAAUCAAUGCCGGCAGAGCCACAGUGCAAAAUUUUGGUCCCGCCAGCUCAGCAAGAAGUUGGUCGAUCUCCACAACAGUUCCUAAUUCACCAACAGAGUGGAGAACAGAAGAAGAGAAACGGAAUUAUGACGAAUCCAAAUUACCAUCUGCAGAGCAAUCAGGUUUUUCUCGGUAGGGUUUCUGUCCCACGAACAGUGCAGGAUAGAGGGCAUCAGGAAGUACUGGAAGGCUAUCCUCCCGCAGAGACAGAACUCAGCCUUAAGCAAGCCUUAAAACUUCAGAUUGAAGGUAGCGACCCGAGUUUCAACUACAAGAAGGAAACACCAUUAUAAAAGGCCAAUUCCAUGAUGCUAUGAACAGAAGCGCUUCUGCUCCGAAUGAUUUAUCAGCUGGCUGGGAUGAAAGCAUACAAUGCUUGUUUAGUCCACCUAGAAAUUCAAGAAUGUGAUUACUCCAGUACAGUUACCUUAAUUACUGUAACGUGCCUACAUUUUCAGGCUGCCUUCUCAGUAUAACCCUCUGUGCUUCAAAAAUUUAUUUUGUGUACUUUGAUUUUAAUACACAGAAUGAGCACUUUUUUAAUUGCAGAAAGAUAGAUGCUGUAUUUCCCUGACAACAGCUGAAAAUGCUAAGAACAAGGAAUUCUGAUUUCCUAUUCCAGAACGCUUGGUAGAGGUGCAUGUGCCACAGUGAACCCUGUAUGGAAAGGCAGUGCUUUUUGUAUUUAUUUUCCUGUGGCUAAAGAAAAUAAGCAAACAGUUUGUCACAUUUGCAUUGUUGUAAUGUAUGGUCGGUUCCCUGUGUAUUUCAAAAAGUUCUCUCCCGAAAUACAAGUCUUGUAACAGUAUUUUAUAAAUACUGUACUUGUGUGUUCUGUCUGUGGAAUAGCUGUUCAGUGGUAGCAAAGGAGACGGACUGCAACCAUCUGCAGCAUCUUUGGGAUUUUUAAGAGACAAAAUCCACUGUCUGGUACCGCAGCACCAAAUCCGGAUGGCAGGCUGUGACCACUGAAAGCAAUAGGCAAAUUUGCUCUUGGACACUUGAUCUUAAAUAGCCUCCGUUAUUGUUAUGGUAAUGAGGUAACUGAAUAUGGAUAUGUUUUAGGUGCUAAAGUAAAAGGUCUGAUCCUGCUUUCAUGUAUAUCUUUAUGUGUUAGAAACAGCUCUUUCUUUUUCCAAGGUAAAGGACUGUAUUGAGAAUGUCAGUAAAACAAACCAUGGAAAAUACAGACACUUUGCUAAUGAGGCUGAGAGAAUAUACAGUGAGAGUACAGUGGCAAAGCAAAUGGUUAGUAAUACCGUUGUCUGGGGAGUAGAGAGAUUACCGAGUUAACUCUGUCCUGAGACAAUAACUCUUUAAAGCACAAACUCGUAUGAAUGUGGUUACUGCUUCAGAUGGAUUAGGUAGAGCCAGCGUGAGUAUCUCUGUACCUGGAGCACGGUUUAUCAGCGGUCUGGAUAGUCCGUCUACAGGUCAUGGGAAGCUGGUUCCCCACUCUCACAGCAGAAGAAUUUUACUUGUAAGAAAGAGAGCAAAAUCAAGGCCAUUGUUGUGAAAGUGAAGAGUACGAAUUUUUCCUUUGAAUGUGCACAUCUUACUUGCACAGCUCUGCGAGUGAUAAAAUGAAACGAGUGAGUUAUUUUCUCCUAAAAAUGCAAGCUAUAUUCUACUAUUCACCAUUACACAGCCUUGCUUUUUAGAAAAUAAGCCUAUUUUUGUAUGUGAGUAUUUCUUCUAAAGGCUUGGGAUUCAUCUUUUUCAUACUCUAAUUCUGAUCAUUCCACAAAUAAGAUGAUAGAAAGCUGAGGUUAUUUUUCAUAGAGGAUUAAGUAGAUGUGUGGCUAUCCUUAAACUUGGAUAAAUGGCCCCUGGAUGUAUAUGUAGUGCAUAUUCUGAGGCACUAAAGGGCUCCAUGUCUUGUUAUUAUGAUUAACAAUCAUCAGAACAUUUUUUUUUAAUAUCUUGCACCUCCAUUCUUGUUUGCUUGUUACUAAAUGUAAAAAGAACCUUUUAUAGUCAGGCAUUCAGCAUAUAGUGAAAUUAGAUGUUAAAAGUUGACACACGGCAAUAUUGAUUAUUCUGAAUGUUUCAUGUAUUGAAUUUCUUGUCCCUGUGGGACAAUUAUAAAAUAAACAUAACAGGAGUCUGGCAGAAUGGCCUUAAGAGGGUUAGUGGCUCAGUAAAGAGAGAGUACCAAAAUGUUCUCAGCAAACUUGUUCCGAACCUCAAGUACAGUACAUUUGCAAUACUGUGCAAGAAUACAACUUCUCUUACUUAUUAGAUGUAUGUUUUAUUCUGUAGAAAGGGAUCCCUGAAUGCCGACAUUUUUCUACUGACCUUGACUGUCAUUGGGAUUAUAUUUAUUUAAUUUUAUUGUGUUGUUAUUAAUUGCACCUUGUGGACAGAGGACGUAAAAAUAUGGCCAGUUUCACAAGGGGCCACAACUUAGAGAUAGCCUGAUGGUUUUUGUGUGAAUAAUAUUUACAUUUGAAACAGUUGGUGGGGAAACCUCA
This is a messenger RNA of Gavia stellata (red-throated loon), 7193 nucleotides long. RefSeq names its product ankyrin repeat domain containing 50 (gene ANKRD50). Gene Ontology annotation, molecular function: protein binding. The coding region runs from base 759 to 5012 and encodes 1417 amino acids. NCBI's taxonomy places the organism in Eukaryota, Metazoa, Chordata, Aves, Gaviiformes, Gaviidae. The record is from RefSeq and is a predicted model, not a curated record. The transcript has 4 exons.